UUUCUUUCCUGGUGCAUUUCGUUCUAUGGAUCUGAUGUCUCUUUUCCAACACCUACUGCUGGAUUUUUCAAUACAUUAGGAAAAGCUUCCUCAGUGUGUGCACUUCACCCCCAAUUGGACUCCUUGGAAACAUCUUACCACAGACUCAUUGGCAAUGAACCAGUCAAGCAGUGUCCUGAAGACAUGCUUCUACUCCAGCAAACUUUUCCACUCCUGUUUGACAUAGUUAGCAUUGUGGAGGAAGAUCAGCUUCCUGAGGCCUUGACUGCAUUUAUUAUUGACCUGUUGGAAAAAGUAAAGUCUCUGUUUGGCAGAAAUGGAUCAAUACCAGAUGCUGUGCAACUGGAUGUACACCGCACGAGUGAUGUAGAAUACUAUCCUUGCCUGCCUGUGGUAAGAAGUCGUGGUGACUAUUGUCUGGAUGACACAACUCCAAACAUCUGCACAAAGAGGAGUACUCGACAACCAUCCUUACUUCCUGGAGUUUUCUUAGUGCACUGUAAACAAGGUACAAUAAUAUUAUGAGUUUGUAUUAACAUUUGUAUUAAUUUCUACGAUGAACAACAUUACUUCUGAUAUAAAAAAUGUAAAUUUGAGUUCACUCUGACCCCCAACUAGCUUUAGUUACUCUUUGUAUAUUCCAGAUUAUCCUAACAAGCUCCGGGUUUAUGCUCUGCCUGUGGUUUUAGUUAUCAGGUUUAGGUUUUUCUCAACAAACGUCAUUUUCUUGAAAGACAAAAACUGUUUAUAAUGCUUAGUUUUGAAAAGGAUUACAUCUGCAGCUGUCAAGUCAAAGAAUGGCACAAAUUAACUGACUAGCCUGUUUUUUUUUUGUUUUGUUUUUUUUACUGUUUACUGACUAAAUCAAAGUUUUUCUUGCAAUUUAUUGGCUAAAUAGCACAACGACUUGUAUAAAUAAAGGUUGUUGAUUUCUAUUGACUAGUGAUGUACCCCAGUUACACCCUCUCUUCAGCCUUCAUUACAUGUUCUUUCACAACAUGCUUUCAGGCACUCAAUGUACGCAGUGUUGUUGUGAUUGUGUAAAAUGGUUUUAUAUCCUCUCUUUUGAUUUCCAUUUUAGGUAUAACUUAUGGAUUUAAUGUAAUGCUUUGCAGCGAAUCUCCUAACAUCCCAUUUACAGUGUUUCGAAUGCGUUUCUCACGAGGUAAGCUCGAUUUAAUGUGAAUGUGUAUGUUGUGGCCUUUGAUUGGAUGACGUCGUGCGUUGAAGAAAAUUUCUUUUUAUUACCUGGGGUCGGUUUAAAGGACGAAUAACGCCUUCCACUGGAAAAAUCACCAUCCAGUGGAUAGCGUUGUAUGUUAUCACAACACUUAAAGGCGAAUGGUGAUUCAUUCUGUAGAUAGCGUUAUCCACCCGUUGAACAACCAGGGCCUGGUUUUUUUGGAGUUUUUUUCUCUUGAUUUCCUCUAUCAAAGUGAUUUUAUAUUAAACGAGUUAUAAUAAAAGUAGGUUCAUUACAAUUUUUCUGCCUUUUUUUUUUGACAGAUGCCCGCCUGGUUAUCUACGACAACUCUUGUAAUUUGCAUUCGUAUUGUUUAAAUCGGGAUCCUGUCUUUUUCAAGAACUCUCAGUUCCUUGUGGAUCGAUUGCAUUGGCGGGAUCAUACAGGUACGUAAAUCACCCCAAAACUGGCUUUUUCGGUUUGGCCAUCUUUAAUCUUCGGUGUUCAUUUAGCUAUGCUCUCGGGUCUAUCCCCUCUUACUAAACUAAUGGCACAUUACACACAUUUAUUGAAGCACAUUCGACGUAAUAUGUUAAUCUUAACUUUGUCAGUACCAAUGCAAAGCAUUCGAACAUGUUUUUUUUCUUUUUCAGGUUGCUCUGAGGCUUACAACCUCUCCCGUUACCCUCAGUGGGACACCUUAAACAGUCAGGCUGCAGAACAAGCCUAUUCAAGCUUGAAGUCUUUCAAAGGAUUCUUUUCAUACAUAAACGAAAAGAACUUCAUGACUCAUUGUAUAUUUUUCAUUUGGUAUCGAAAUUCGCUACGGCGUAAGCAGCUCGAGAUCCAAGGUAUAGCAAUGUAA
This is a messenger RNA of Pocillopora meandrina, 2048 nucleotides long. The record is from the annotation of a GenBank genome assembly. Lineage: Eukaryota; Metazoa; Cnidaria; Anthozoa; Scleractinia; Pocilloporidae.